Molecule: messenger RNA, 1250 nt
Organism: Fusarium redolens
Lineage: Eukaryota; Fungi; Ascomycota; Sordariomycetes; Hypocreales; Nectriaceae
Exons: 1
Coding region: 52-1035 (327 amino acids)
Biological process (GO): protein prenylation
Cellular component (GO): cytoplasm
Molecular function (GO): protein prenyltransferase activity
Source: RefSeq, a predicted model, not a curated record
UCAAACUUACCCUAUACUUCCAACUCUCACCUGCUUCCCUUUAUCGUUCCAAUGUCACGAGCACUCGACAAGAGUCUCAAGGAAUCUCUCAAGCAUGGCGAUCAUCAUUCGGUAUUUCUAGAAAUCUCAAGUGUUCUUAUUGAGGCGGAAAAUGAGCUUCUGGAGAUUGAGUUGUUGGGUAAAGACCAUGUGCUGGAUACCAACUCAACAGUCUUACGAGAUGAGAAUGCAGUCGCCGUACCAAAGUUACGCCUCGUGCAGGCUUUUAUAGUGGCACAAAAGCUGCUUAAACAGACACAGGCUGACACACAACGAGUAUCUUCAGAAGAUAUUACAAGAUCAACAGCAGUUAUUCUGUUGAUGGACCCAGAACACUUGACUGCCGCCAACACCAGAAAGCGACUUAUCAAAAACACAGUGGGACAAGGAGAUGUAAAAGACCGACUAAACCUCGAGAAACAUCUGGUUGACAGUUUACUGACCAGUCGGCUUCAUCGGCAUACGAAAUCCCCAACACUAUGGAAUCAUCGGCGAUGGCUGAUGGAAGAAUUCCGUAUUCACAAUAUCAAUGUUCCAGUCGAGGAUGACCUCACAAGAAUCAUCAUGAUAUCUGGAGAAAGACACCCACGGAACUACUACGCCUGGUGUCACGCUAGAUACCUGACCAACACCUUUAUCAUGCCAUCGUCAAGUUCACAAGAAGGAAUAUCACGCAUGAUCAUCGCCACGCAAAAGUGGUGCUUUGCACAUCACAAUGAUAUAUCUGGCUGGCAGUUUCUCAUGUUCCUGCUGGACAAGCAGCCUGCCGAAACAUCGCCUGUGUUUCGCGAGACAUUGAAACUCGCAACCUCGUUCAAGUGGCGGAAUGAAUCUGUGUGGUACUUCCUUCGGCUUGUUGCUGCUCGGGGAGUUACAAACACUGACAGAGAGGAGUUUGAAAACCUGCGAAAGGCACUAUGGGAGACGGCUUCUGGAGAUGGUAUUGAGCAGAAGACGCUCGAAAGAGCAGAGCAGUGGCUCAUGGCUAGUCAAUGAUCGUGGAUGUGUUCGCAAAGAACUGGAGUUGAGGAUCCAGGCUGAAACUGAAACUCAUUCGUGGGUUGCCUCACGGGUGUCUUUCGGGUACAUGCGACUAUGAAACAUGGGAAUAGAUAUUGGAAAUAGAAACAAUACGGUCUCAACUGGAGCACAGACGUUUAAAACCGCUUAUAUGUAUUGUCACGAUUAUUAUCUAAAUGAAGAUCUGCCGU